Malassezia sympodialis ATCC 42132 is the source of this 2091-nucleotide messenger RNA. RefSeq lists its product as uncharacterized. The record is from RefSeq and is a predicted model, not a curated record. The transcript is spliced from 2 exons. Gene Ontology annotation, biological process: regulation of GTPase activity. The coding region runs from base 1 to 2091 and encodes 696 amino acids. Gene Ontology annotation, molecular function: GTPase activator activity; small GTPase binding. NCBI's taxonomy places the organism in Eukaryota, Fungi, Basidiomycota, Malasseziomycetes, Malasseziales, Malasseziaceae.
AUGUUCCGUGGAAUGGGCAACAGGCGCAAGCAGGCCAGGUCCAAGCUCGUUGUUACUGAGGAUGAUGAUGCAUUCAAUGCGGAAAAUGAGAAAUAUACGGAUGUCAGCACCAAGCGAUCAGAGAGCGAAGUAAGUACAUCAGAGGAAUCGGAUGAAGAGGACAGUGAGGAAGAUGAUGAAGAAGAUGAUGACGACGACGACGACGACGACGACGAAGACGAUGACGACGAAGAUGAUGAUGAUGAUGAUGAUGAUGAUGAAAUUGAGGAAGACGAGGAGGAAGGGGAAGACGAGGAAGACGAAGAGGAUGAAGAUGAGGAAGACGAAGAGUCUGGCAGCGGAACUAAGCUGGAUGAUAAGGACGAUGCAUCGAGCGCAGAUACGAUGAGGGAAAACCAAGAAUCCAAUAUAUCUGAACUUUCAUCUGCAUCUAUACGGGAGUCUCGUUCUGAACCUACAGAGCAGGACAAUGCCCCUUUGGAUGUAGACACAGCGAAAGCUAUUUUGUCCAAUGCGCCUCGUCCUGAUCCAAUCUCACCAUCAGUGGGUGCUGCUUCUAUGAUUGAACCAGAACAAAUUAUUGAAAAUCCUUUUGCAGAACCUAAAAAACACGAUCGAUCCGACCCCCGUGUAACGGAAAAGGCCAAUAAAGCGUCAACUCUCGAUGCAUAUACAGAAAAGCAUAAAGCCGCUUCCGAGAAAGCAGAAAGGAUCAAUGAUACCGAAUAUGACCUUAUAUUAGCGCGCAUGGUGGCGCAGAAUCGCAAACUGAAUCAGGAUCCCAAAGCGAUGCGGCGCUCUGCUUUGGGAAUUGGCAAGCUGCGGAAGAGCUUCGAGCGACUGCAGAUCCGCAAUCAGCCCCGAAGCGAAGCUGAAGCUGAUGGUAUGGGAACUGGGAGCAGGGAUUUCGGACUGAAUUUGGAUGGUCAGAAUGAAAGAAAGUCUUUGAAUAUGGAAGAAAAUGCAAACCAGAUCGACUGGGAAUUCUGGGGUGGUCUGAUUAAAGCAGACUACGCCAAUAUUCUUGCCACGAGUCCAAUAGAGCUGACCAAGGCAAUCUACACCGGUAUACCGGCUGUACUCCGUGGUAUGAUGUGGCAGCUUCUGAGCAGCAGCAAAGAUGAAGAACUCGAAACGCAGUAUGCAAAAUAUCUAUCACUUUCAUGCCCUCAUGAGUCGUUGAUCCGACGUGAUUUGAGUCGCACUUUCCCUUCACAAGAUUUUUUUAAAGAUGCUAAAGGAGUGGGACAGGAGAGCCUCUAUAAUGUGGUGAAAGCCUACUCUCUAUAUGACCCUGAAUGUGGCUACUGUCAGGGAAUGCAGUUUGUGGUGGGCCCACUGUUACUGAAUAUGCCGGAUGAAGAAGCAUUCAGUACAUUUGUGCGGUUGAUGCAAAAUUACGAUCUGCGUGGUCACUUUAUUCCCAAUAUGCCAGCCCUGCAGCUCCGAUUAUAUCAAUUUGACAGGCUCCUAGAGGACAUGCUUCCUGUCCUGUAUAACCAUUUCCUGCGCCGAGGGAUCCGGAGCAGCAUGUAUGCAAGCCAAUGGUUUAUGACACUGUUUUCAUACCGAUUCCCGCUGGAGAUUGUAUAUCGUAUUUUGGACUCUAUCUUUGCGGAAGGUAUCGAUGCAAUGUUCAGAUUCGCCAUCGCCUUCCUGGAGAAGAACGAGGAAAAGCUGCUCUCGCUUGACUUUGAGCGCUGCCUUGACUUCCUCAAGAUUAAUUUGAUUGACGCGUAUCGUACUGAAAGUGGCACGGAGCCCAUGUUCCGUACCGGAGAGCUCGUUCGAGACGCAUUUCGUGUAAAAAUUCCACAAUAUAUGCUCGAAUCUUAUGCCAAUGACUUUUAUGAGCAGGCCAAGGCCGUCAAUGAUCGACAGAUUGAAAUGGAGGCACUGCGCACGGUGAACCGCAACUUGCGCAUAAAGGUGCAGGCAUUGGAGGAUCAGCUCAACCAGCUCAAUACCGAGCAUGUGAAUCUAAUCAAGCGUGUCGUUAUGGAAAAACUAUCACAAGAGGAAAUGGCAGAGGAGCUCGUGCGUUACAAAGUCAUGUAUGCCGAGGCCGUGCUCCAAAAUGAGAUCUCGUGA